UAAUGCGUUUUUUCCGGUCUAUAAAUACGGUCAGAGAGCGUAUUAGGUAUUUGCGUCAUUACUCACUUCCUUUUUCGAUCAAGUUCGCUGUCCCACUUCCAAACCCUAGCUGAUCCAUCUCUCUCAUACUUCGCUACGAAUUAAAUAUCAGACAAGAGAAUUUUCUCUGAAUUUCGUCCACUGGAUUAGCUUUUUUAGGGUUUGAUCCGAGUAGCUUGAAGCAACUAAAUAGAACACGAGGUAUUCCGAAAAUGGAUCAACAAGGCCACGGGCAGGCCCAAGGGAUGAACACAGUGAACACCUCUGCCCAAAUGCCCUACACCAUGCCCCCAUACCCACCUCCAAACCAAAUGAUGGGCAUUGUCCCCCCUGCCCCCGGGCAGCCCUCCCAAACCUCGGGUCUCCCUUCCCCCCCUGCCCAACUUGCCCAACAACAACUCGCCUACCAACACAUCCAUCAACAACAACAACAACAACUCCACCAACAACUCCAAAACUUUUGGGCAAAUCAAUACCAAGAAAUCGAACAAACAACCGAUUUCAAAAACCACUCUCUUCCUUUAGCCCGAAUCAAGAAAAUCAUGAAAGCAGAUGAAGAUGUUCGCAUGAUAUCUGCAGAAGCACCUGUGAUUUUUGCACGUGCUUGUGAGAUGUUCAUUCUUGAGUUGACUUUAAGGUCAUGGAAUCAUACUGAAGAGAAUAAAAGGAGGACACUUCAGAAGAAUGAUAUUGCUGCUGCUAUUACACGAACUGAUAUUUUUGACUUUUUGGUUGAUAUUGUUCCACGUGAGGAUUUGAAAGAUGAGGUGAUUGCUUCCACGAUUCCUAGAGGUGGGCCACUUCCGGUUGGGGGGCCCACUGAGGGUCUACCGUAUUACUAUAUGCCGCCACCACAGGUUGGUGGUUCAGGGAUGUAUAUGGGGAAGCCGGUGGAUCCUCAGGCGAUGUAUGGACAGCAGCCUAGGCCUUAUAUGGCUCAGCCUAUGUGGCCUCAACAGCAACAACAGGAGCCUCCAGAAGAUGCUUGAAUUGAACACAGUGAAGAAAGAGACCCUGAAGAUGGUGGGUGUAGAUGAAGGAAGAAGAGUUGAUAUCUUAUCUGUUAAAUUUUCUCAUGUGGUAAUGGUUAUUAGGAAGAAUGCAAUGGUAAUGGUAGUAAUGGUUGUAGUAGUAGUAGUCAAAAUAUAACUUAAAAAACUAUGUUAUGUGUGCAUGUUUGUCUACUUGUCCUUAAAUGAUACUACUCUUUGUUUUAAGAA
This is a messenger RNA of Lactuca sativa (garden lettuce), 1259 nucleotides long. Its product is annotated as nuclear transcription factor Y subunit C-3. Gene Ontology annotation, cellular component: nucleus. The record is from RefSeq and is a predicted model, not a curated record. Gene Ontology annotation, biological process: regulation of transcription by RNA polymerase II. Lineage: Eukaryota; Viridiplantae; Streptophyta; Magnoliopsida; Asterales; Asteraceae. Gene Ontology annotation, molecular function: protein heterodimerization activity; RNA polymerase II cis-regulatory region sequence-specific DNA binding; DNA-binding transcription factor activity, RNA polymerase II-specific.